AUGGACGGAGAACCGUUCAUAGCAGACGUCAGGGUGAACGGCACAGACUUCGUGCCAUCUCUUGUCGACUAUGGCUGCCUCUGCUACGGCGCGGUUAGCAAGCGCACAUUUCACUCUCUCCAGUUGCCACAUAUACGCGUCCAGCCGCGCAUCUUGGAGAAUGCAGCGGGAGACGGCAAGGAGGUCAAAAUCGACAAGAUCACGUAUGUGUCGAUCGACCUCGAUGGACAUCAGCAGCAUCGUGUUUUCAUGUACGUCAUCGACGAUCUGAACUGGGAUAUGAUCCUGGGUAAACGAUGGAUGGAAGACCAGGAUGUUCACAUCCAUGCGAAGGAAGGAUAUCUCGAGAUCGGGUCCAAUGGAGUUCAAGUACGAGACCGACGACGUUACCAGCCUCCACAGCUAGAUGUCUCUAAUGUCAUGGCCGCAACCUUUUUAGCAGAAGCACGCCGUGACAAACGCAAAGGCGGCAUUGGAGUUCACUCGGUCACGAUGGCGGAUAUUGACAAGGCCCUAAGACCGAAACCGAAGACUGACGUAAUGGAGAAGCUGCCACCACAGUACCACAAGUGGUCUCGAGCUUUCUCUCAGCAACUGGCCGACCAGCUGCCCCCUCAUCGGCCAGCCCUACCCUGGGGACCGCUUUACAGCAUGUCCCGCGAGGAGCUAUUGGUACUACGGAAGACUCUCACAGAACUACUCGACAAGGGAUUUAUUAGAGUCAGCAGCUCGCCAGCCGCGGCACCAGUCCUUAUGGUGAAGAAGCCCGGCGGAGGCAUCCGCUUCUGCGUGGAUUACAGAGCCAAGGCAAGGUGGUUCACCAAGGUAGAUGUUAUAGCAGCGUUCCAUAAGAUCAGGGUCGCCCCCGGCGACGAGGAAAAGACAACUUUCAGAACGCGCUAUGGAUCCUUCGAAUGGCUGGUAGUUCCAUUCGGCCUGACAGGCGCACCAGCAGCCUUUCAGCGGUACAUUAACAGCGCGCUCCAGGAUUACCUAGACGAUUUUGUGUCAGCAUAUAUCGACGAUGUCCUGAUCUUCUCCUCUGGAAGCCUGCAAGACCACCGCGACAAGGUCGGCAAGGUCCUCCAACGACUGAUGGACGCCGGGCUGCAACUGGAUAUCAACAAGAGUGAAUUCGAAGUCAAGGCUGUGAAAUACCUUGGGUUUAUCAUCGAGGCGGAGUGUGGGAUCCGAGUCGACCCUGAGAAGGAUGUUUAUGCCAGAGUUCUCGGUGAUAGCGGAGCGCUAACGCGGCUAACGAAGAAGGACGUGCCAUUCCGUUGGGAUGAAUUGUGCGAAGAAGCCUUCGAGAAGCUCAAGGACUUGUUGAUCACGGCCCCGAUCCUUGCACACUUCCAUCCAGAAAGGAGACUAUCGUGGAAGCAGACGCUUCAGGAUUCGCCCGAAGCGAACUACGCUAUCCAUGACAAGGAGCUACUCGCCAUUCUCAGAUGUUUGGAGCAGUGGGAACCAGAGCUACGGGCAGUAGAGCACUUCAAGAUCCUAACGGACCACAAGAACCUGAGGUACUUCUACUCGGAAAGGAGGUUGACAGAGAGACAAGUGCGGUGGUCGGAGUUCCUGUCCAGGUUCCAAUUCGAGCUCGAAUGGAGGCCGGGCCGCAAGGGCGGAUUGCCUGACGCACUCUCUCGACGGGACCAGGAUAUGCCGGCCAACUACUCCGAUGAACGACUAAAGGGACGCAUUAUGAGGCUAUUCCAAAAUGAUCACCUUAGAAGGGUCCCAAUAUCGACAUUGUCUACCAACACCGAGGGUGCCCAGGAAAUCAACUUCGGAAAGAGAUCAGGAUAUUUGAAGAUGAGGAGUUACAGCAGCUGUGGCACGCCGCACGGCAAGAAGACAAGCUUUAUCAAGAACUCACGAAGCUGGUAG
Hirsutella rhossiliensis is the source of this 1893-nucleotide messenger RNA. RefSeq names its product reverse transcriptase (RNA-dependent DNA polymerase) domain-containing protein. Lineage: Eukaryota; Fungi; Ascomycota; Sordariomycetes; Hypocreales; Ophiocordycipitaceae. Bases 1 to 1893 code for a protein of 630 amino acids. The transcript is spliced from 5 exons. The record is from RefSeq and is a predicted model, not a curated record.